Molecule: messenger RNA, 1221 nt
Organism: Procambarus clarkii (red swamp crayfish)
Lineage: Eukaryota; Metazoa; Arthropoda; Malacostraca; Decapoda; Cambaridae
Source: RefSeq, a predicted model, not a curated record
AUGGGUGACAGCGAGUCAAACAUCACACGACACAGCACAACACGACACGGCACAGCACGACACGACACAGCACGACACGACACAGCACGACACGACACAGCACGACACGGCACAGCACGGCACAGCACGACACGGCACAGCACGACACGGCACAGCACGGCACAGCACGACACGGCACAGCACGACACGACACAGCACGACACGGCACAGCACGACACAGCACGACACGGCACAGCACGACACGACACAGCACAACACGACACAGCACAACACGACACAGCACAACACGACACAGCACAACACGACACAGCACAACACGACACAGCACAACACAACACGACACAGCACAACACGGCACAGCACGACACGGCACAGCACGACACGACACAGCACAACACGACACAGCACAACACGACACAGCACGACACGACACAGCACAACACGACACAGCACGACACGACACAGCACGACACGACACAGCACGACACGACACAGCACGACACGACACAGCACAACACGACACAGCACAACACGACACAGCACAACACGACACAGCACAACACGACACAGCACAACACGACACAGCACAACACGACACAGCACAACACGACACAGCACAACACGACACAGCACAACACGACACAGCACAACACAACACGACACAGCACAACACGGCACAGCACGACACGGCACAGCACGACACGGCACAGCACGACACGACACAGCACGACACGACACAGCACGACACGACACAGCACGACACGACACAGCACAACACGACACAGCACAACACGACACAGCACAACACGACACAGCACAACACGACACAGCACAACACGACACAGCACAACACGACACGGCACAGCACAACACGACACAGCACAACACGGCACAGCACAACACGACACAGCACAACACGGCACAGCACAACACGGCACAGCACAACACGGCACAGCACAACACGACACAGCACAACGCGGCACAACACAACACGGCGCAGCACAACACGGCACAGCACAACACGGCACAGCACAACACGACACAGCACAACACGGCGCAGCACAACACGACACAGCACAACACGGCACAGCACAACACGACACAGCACAACACGGCACAGCACAACACGACACAGCACAACACGACACAGCACAACGCGAAUGCAAGAUCACCGUCGACGAUAAACUUAGUGCAAGAGGUGUCAUCUUGGCACUGCUUUAA